GAUUUUUAGUAGAAUUAUGUCUGUUGAGGAUAGAAGCAAGAGUAGUGUUGAAGGAGAAAAUGAUGGAACUGAAAUAUCUCAAUCAGUUAACUUUGAUGACAAUCAUUUGGAGUUGUCUUCAGCAGUGACCAUUGAAUCUGAUGCCAUUCAAGCAUCAAUAAAUGAUUCAUCCUUGGCUGCAAGGAUUCCUCUGGAUGAGGAACAAGCUGAGAUGAGGACCACAGUAUUAUCUUCGCCAAAAAUAAACGUGAAAUCUGACAAUGCUGCUGGUAUUAUAAACCCUAGGGAUGAUACUACAUCAAAUAGCUUGGAUAUUCCUUCUGUAGUUCCAUUAAAUGUCAGUGAUGAAGAUAAUAGUUGUAAAGUUACGAAUUGUAUUACUAGUGAUAGCUGUGAUGAAACUUCUUUCAAUGUGAAAACCAAGUGCCACUAUCCUUCAGCUGCAGUGUCUGACAGUGGUUCUGAGUUGCCUUCUUUAGGAAUUCUUGUUGUGGAUGACAGUCAUGGUGCCAUGAGCUCUUCUUCUAAAAGUGUCUCAAGAGUUGCAGAAAAUGAAACCAUGAAGUCUGUAUCUGCCAAAAUUAGAAUGGAACGAACUAUUGAUGAAACGGAAAGUAGCAAAAAAUCGGAGGAGUCUGAAGAUUUGAAAGAAGUUUUGAAAUUAUCUUCAAGCUUAGCAGUUGAUGUUGACCAAUGUCCCAACAAAUCUGAGGCUGCCUGUCUGAUCACAACUUCUCCACCUGAAUUGGAGGAACCGGGAGCUAGGAGGAAAUCUGAGCCCCUACCUCCACCUGCAGCUGUAGUGCCCCCACAUGAAGUCCUUCACAGAGUCAAGAAGAUCAAAUUCAAAGGAAAGGAAAUUCCAAUUAUUACACAGAACAACAAUGGUCCUUGCCCUCUACUUGCUAUCCUUAAUGCAUUGCUACUUCGGGGAGAUGUUGAGCUUGGAGUUGACAGCAGGGAAGUCAAGGGUGGCCACUUGGUUAGCAUUGUAGCAAAUGCUUUAAUAGAUCUUGCACCGCGAGGUAACAAUGCCAAUAAUCCCCAGCAGCAGAACCUUAUUCAGCAAAACACCAACGAUGCUGUACAAGUGUUGGAUAAACUUCUCACAGGACUUGAUGUCAAUGUCAGGUUCUCAGGAGUCCAAGACUUUGAGUUCACAUCAGAACUUUGUGUGUUUGAUGGCCUGAGCAUCCCACUCUACCAUGGCUGGGUUGUGGACCCUGAGUGGCCAGCAGCUAAGGUGGUUCAGGAACUCACCUACAACCAACUCACCAAUAAUAUCCUUACGUGGCGACAUACAGCCGACCAUACCAAUGAUGAUCUCUUGAUCAUGAAGGCUGUGUUGUGCGAGGAGUUCCUGCAAUGCACCAGCUCCCAGCUGACGGUGCACGGGCUCUUUGCUCUCGGCAGCACCAUGAGGGACCAGGAGGUCGCUGUGCUCUUCAGGAACAAUCAUUUCUCGACCAUUUACAAGCAUAAGGAGCAGUUGUAUCAGCUGCUGACAGACCAAGGCUUCUUGACUGAGGCAGCUGUGUGGCAGACCUUGUCUGAUGUUGAUGCAAGCUUCUCUGAGUUUGUGACGGAUUCUUUUGAGCCUUGGCAGCUACAACCUCACACCUCACCAGCAGUCAGCAUGACUCAGGAGCAACAAAUGACAUCGGACGAAGAGAUCGCCCGGCGCCUGCAGGACGCGGAAGUUCGAGCGGCAGAAUCCGCGGCCCAGGCUGGGACGGGCGAGGACAGCGGAGCCACCAGGGCGUCUGUCGCACCUUCAUCGCCUACCAAACCCAGCAAGAAGAAAAAGGAUCAGUGCUGCAUUUUAUAGCGAAGCACGCGCAGCUCGUUGCUCAGAGCUCCCGUCACCCACCGGCGGCCUUGUCCGCUCGCCUUCUUCAGACUUCGCUGCUAGCCCAACACCGCCUCAUUUGUUCAUGAUAAUGGCAGGAUUAGCAUUGUGACGAGUUCAGUACUUUAUCAG
Messenger RNA from Hyalella azteca, 1981 nucleotides. Its product is annotated as ubiquitin carboxyl-terminal hydrolase MINDY-1. Bases 17 to 1828 code for a protein of 603 amino acids. Gene Ontology annotation, cellular component: cytosol; cell periphery. The record is from RefSeq and is a predicted model, not a curated record. The transcript has 7 exons. Gene Ontology annotation, biological process: protein K48-linked deubiquitination. Lineage: Eukaryota; Metazoa; Arthropoda; Malacostraca; Amphipoda; Hyalellidae. Gene Ontology annotation, molecular function: cysteine-type carboxypeptidase activity; cysteine-type deubiquitinase activity; K48-linked deubiquitinase activity.